Molecule: messenger RNA, 1779 nt
Organism: Plodia interpunctella (Indianmeal moth)
Lineage: Eukaryota; Metazoa; Arthropoda; Insecta; Lepidoptera; Pyralidae
Gene: Dlish
Product: Dachs ligand with SH3s
Exons: 7
Coding region: 147-1157 (336 amino acids)
Molecular function (GO): protein binding
Source: RefSeq, a predicted model, not a curated record
CUUGUUUGGUGAACUUUUUUGACAGGUAGAAACCGUGUGAAAAUCGUAAAAUGUUGUAAAACGGUGAAUUAUGUGAGGAUUCAACAAUGUUUUUAUAAAAACAUUGGUUAUAUAUGAGGAAUGCGUUAAAAUAAUAUCAACACACGAUGGCAUUCCUAUGUCCAGUGAGGAUACGAAGGGGGAAAAAGAAGAAAUCCAGCAGUGGAGAUUCCGACAAGGAUCUAUCACGGCCAGGGUCAGGACUCAGUCCUGGCAUGGGCCGGAUCACGGGGUCUGCAAGUAUUGAGACCCUGGUCAGAGUCGGUAUUGAAAAGGAACAUGGUCUCAGCCCAGAUUCCAAGAUGGUGGUGCUGCAUGACUUUGCACCUUGUGUUGAUGAUGAACUUGAGGUUAAAAGGGGCCAAAUUGUAAAUGUAUUAUACAGAGAGAAUGACUGGGUGUAUGUGAUUGUAGCAGAGUCGAGAAGAGAAGGGUUCAUACCACACUCAUACUGUGCUCCAUGUGAACCUCAUGAUCUCAAGAAAAAGCUUCCGAGAAGCAGAUCCCCUGCAGAUUUAGCACACAGAGAUGUCUCACAACUAUCAGUGUCAGAUGGAGCAACAAAUGACGGGCACUCAGAACUAGGUAGCGAAGGAGAAGCAUGUCCCUUCAGCAAAGACCCAUCAGGGCGGUACGUGGUACUGUACACAUUCACUGCCAGGGAUGAGAAUGAUGUUGAUGUUGAACGAGGAGAAUUUGUUACUGUACUCAAUAGAGAAGACCCAGAUUGGUAUUGGAUAGUGAGAAGCGACGGCCAAGAGGGAUUCAUACCAUCCGGCUUUGUUUACCCAGCAGUAGUACAAGCCACUCAGCAAGACAACAGUCAGCAAUUGCUGUCGCCGCCGGCUUCGAACCCCAACACCACAAUGUUAUCCACAACCACCGCGCUCACCGCCCCGGAUAGCGACGGCCGCUACCACGGCACGGAGCUAGUUAUGCUCUAUGAUUACAAGGCACAAGCGCCGGACGACCUGUCGGUGAAGCGCGGCGAGUGGGUGUACGCGGACCUGACGCAGCAGACGGUGGAAGGCUGGCUGUGGGCGCACGCGCCCAAGUGUCGCCGCUCCGGCUUCAUCCCCACCGCCUACGCGCGCGCGCCGCACACCACCGAGCUGUGACGUCACGCUCCCGCUACACCAGCUAUAGCGUCCACACACGAGAAGACGUAGUUACAUUACUCUCCGAUAUGAUGCUGUAGAUAAUAUUGGAACCAAUACUCCCAAGAACAUAAUAGUUUCUUCGGCUCCGGCUACAUGGUUCGACUUUCAAUAUAACAUUUACAUGAAUACAAACAUGUUGUCAAUUUAUUAUUAAAAUCAUACUUUAUGUAAUUACUCAAAAUGCCUUAAUCUUAGCCUUUUAAUUAUGGCCAUAUAUUGUUUUUUUAUUAUGUAAAUUUAGUUAAGAUUGUCUUCCGUAGUCGUAAGUUUCAACAUUCCGAUAACUACUGUAUAUUAUCCGUCCAAAUUCGACUGAAUUUCUUAUUACGCUUUUUAUGUAUUUUAAAAAAGUGGUCUGUUUUACUGCUUUGUGAUAAUUUAGAUUAACCUAAAUGUAACAUAUCAGACAGCGCAAAUAAUGUAUUUAAUAUGGCUGUAACUUACCAAUCAUAUCUAGCAGUUAGUCAGAUUACAAUGACUUAGAUUUGAUAUUUUACAAGAAAGCGGUGAAACAGACCCCAAAUCUUGUGAUUACAUAAGAUAUUUUGUAUUUGUAUGAAUAGACGUUAUAAAAAUACUA